AAAAAAAUGAGUCGCGGAACUAAAAGCUGGGUGGAGAAGCGGAGAAAUUGAUGAUAUGAACAUAUGUUUGCUAAGUUUGUGUGCAUCAUGUUUCUCGGUAUGUUCUACGACUUAUCUGGAGUAUUUGCAAUCCUCACACAGCUUAAUGCAGCUCAACACGCAAGUUUGAAAGGUUCUCUCGACGAUGCCUUAGGUGGUGUCUUAUUUUACGGCAACUGUUAUCCAUAUUUAAACCACAAACUUAAUUCAACACCGUUCGAAUCCCGUGUUGUUGUUGCUGCAGAGGAUUGUAUAGAAGCAUGCACCGUGAAUCAUCGAUGCCGCUCCAUAAAUCUCAAAGCUGUUCCUGAAGAAAAUAUGACAUUUUCGUGUCACCUCCUCGAUACAGACAAGUUCAAUUCGACGAUUUUGUUUGCUGCAAGUUUGGAUUUUCAUCACUACAGCUUCGUGGCCCCUUGUGAACAUAAUCCAUGUAAGAACGGUGGGACCUGCGUACCAGAUCACCAGAAAUACGAAUACAAGUGCGCCUGCGUGAGAAUCGUUAAGGGAAACCAUUGCGAUGAAUUUUACAAGAGUUGUGCCGAGCUUCGUGAUGUUGGAGUGAGUGAAAGUGGGAUAUACACGAUUCAGGAUCAACAUAAUGGCAGCGUGUUCUACGUUUAUUGUGAUCAAGAACACAGGGAGGGAGGAUGGACUAUGGUAUUCAAAGCGGUGUCUGGUAUAGGAUCUGAUGUUUAUCAUUUGUGGUCCGCCUCAGACGCCUUAUUCGAAAAGCAAAUUGAAUCCUUAAACUUAAACUCUUCGUUUAAAAAUCAUUACAAGAACCGCCUGGUGAACAAAUGGCAAACUUUUGGUCCUAAGAAGGCUCGCGUUGCUCUUUACAAAGAUGGGAGGGAACUGUUAUCAAUUAUGUUUGACGCCUCAAACAGCAACAACGAAAACUGGUUUACCAAAGAUCGAGUCAUUUCUUCACCAUGGACUGACUUGAAAAGCAAUCUGCCUCAGUACUUCUCUAUUGCUGGGGCAUCGGGACGAAGAUUUCAUAUCAGCGGGCCCUACUCCCAUUGUGGUGGAGACUACGGAUGGCUUUCUAUAACCCAGCACCACUGCCCUUACGAAGAAAGCCUCCCGAUUACAUCUUUCAUAUACAGCAGACUUCAAACCAAAACCAACUGGAAUGUUCAGGGUUGGACCAUGGUAUUCAAGGUAGUGGCCGGUGUUGAAGCUGAUAUCUCUCUUCUGUGGUCAUCUACUGACACUUUAAACGAAAACAAAACAGAAUUAUUGAAUACCACUUCAACGCCCAAAGAAAAUUACAAGAACCGCUUGGUCAGGGAAUGGCAGACCUUAGGACUCAAGGAGGCGCGGGUUGUUCUCUACCAAAACAAUUCUGAAGUUCUAUCCAUCACGUUCAACGCAACUGGGACCAACAACAUCAACUGGUUUGCCAUGAAUCAGGUGAUUGAAUCGCCAUGGACUGAACUGGCUAGUGAACCGCGAAACAUCUUCUCUAAUGUUGGUCGAAAUGAUUCCGAUGGCAGAACUUUUCACAUAAACAGGAAUUAUGGGGGAUGUAAUAAUGAUGCAGGGUGGCUCUUGGUGACUGAGGGUAAACCAUGUGAAUACGAUGGGAAGUUUUCACCAAUAGUGAUCUAUUAUAGCAAAUUCGAUAACUACACGAACUGGAAUUCUCAAGGGGAUAUGACGGUUAUACCACACUUUCUAACGUACACCACUGUCAUCUUUAUAUACACACUCGCCUAA
Messenger RNA from Stylophora pistillata, 1764 nucleotides. RefSeq lists its product as uncharacterized. Lineage: Eukaryota; Metazoa; Cnidaria; Anthozoa; Scleractinia; Pocilloporidae. Gene Ontology annotation, molecular function: oligosaccharide binding. The record is from RefSeq and is a predicted model, not a curated record.